This is a messenger RNA of Chelmon rostratus (copperband butterflyfish), 4547 nucleotides long. It is a transcript of the gene stim1a, whose product is annotated as stromal interaction molecule 1a. NCBI's taxonomy places the organism in Eukaryota, Metazoa, Chordata, Actinopteri, Chaetodontiformes, Chaetodontidae. Gene Ontology annotation, molecular function: calcium channel regulator activity; protein binding; calcium ion binding. The transcript is spliced from 14 exons. Gene Ontology annotation, biological process: intracellular calcium ion homeostasis; activation of store-operated calcium channel activity; store-operated calcium entry. The record is from RefSeq and is a predicted model, not a curated record. Gene Ontology annotation, cellular component: plasma membrane; endoplasmic reticulum. Bases 159 to 2222 code for a protein of 687 amino acids.
CGGUUCAGUCUCGGUCGGGGGAAAGACCGAGACCUUUUUUAACAGGAGGUGGAGUUCGCUGUGCUUCAACUCCAGGUGACCAGGGAUCUGCUGCAAUGUUAACACAGAGCUGAAACUACAAAUCUGCUGGCUCUGAUACAUGACAGUAUACACCAGUCAUGGAGUUUAACAAAUUGGUGACCUUGUGGAUAUUUUGCUUGUGUCUCGUGGGAGAAAGUUGGACAGAAAAACCAAGUUCACCUACAGCAGACAGCCAGGGCGUGGAAAAUGGGAUAUCAGAUUUUUGUCGCAUCGAUGAGCCACUAUGCAAGGACGAGAACGCCAUUCUCAGCUUCGAGGCAAUCCGUAGUAUCCACAAGCAGAUGGAUGAUGACGCUAAUGGCAAUGUAGACGUGGCAGAGACAGACGGAUUCCUGAGAGAAGAUCUGAACUACCAUGACCCAAAGGCCAAGCAUAACAGCUUCCACGGGGAUGACCAGUUCAUCAGUGUGGAGGACUUGUGGAAUGCAUGGAAGGGCUCUGAAGUGUAUAAUUGGACAGUGGAUGAGGUGGUGGAAUGGCUCAUCACCUAUGUGGAACUGCCACAAUAUGUGGAUGCAUUUCGCAAGAUGAGUUUUAAUGGAAGUGCCAUGCCAAGGUUGGCCAUAAAGAACACCACUCUGACUCUCUCUAUUCUGAAGAUUCUGGAUCGCAGCCAUGUCCAAAAGUUGCAGCUGAAAUCUUUGGAUACCGUACUGUUUGGAGCACCGCUGAUGAAUAGACAUAACCACUUGAAGGACUUCAUGCUGGUAGUGUCUAUAGUCAUUGGCAUUGGUGGCUGCUGGUUCGCCUUCAUCCAGAACCGCUACUCUAAGGACCACAUGAAGAAGAUGAUGAAAGACCUGGAGGGCCUGCAGCGAGCUGAACAGAGUCUGCAUGACCUACAACAGAAGCUGCAGAUCGCCCAGGAGGAGCACCGUACAGUGGAGGUGGAGAAGGUGAACCUGGAGCAGAAGCUGAGGGAUGAGAUCAACACAGCCAAGCAGGAAGCCCAGCGGCUGAGGGAGCUGCGUGAGGGCACAGAGAAUGAACUGAGCCGCCAAAAGUACGCUGAAGAAGAGCUGGAACAGGAAUUUGGCAGGAACCGCACAGCACAGCCCACACAAGUGCGCAUGGCACUGAAGAAAGCAGAGAAGGAGUUGGAGUCACGGAGUAGCUGGUCCCCUCCAGAGUCUCUCCAGAAGUGGCUGCAGCUCACCCAUGAGGUGGAAGUGCAGUACUACAACAUCAAGAAGCAAAAUGCUGAGCGGCAGCUCCUGGUGGCCAAAGAAGGGGCGGAGAAGAUAAAGAAAAAGAGGAACACUCUCUUCGGGACUUUCCAUGUGGCUCACAGCUCCUCCCUGGAUGAUGUGGACCACAAAAUCUUGGCAGCAAAACAAGCUCUGGGUGAGGUGACGGCUGCCCUGCGAGAGAGGCUCCAUCGCUGGCAGCAGAUAGAGAUCCUCACAGGUUUCACCAUCGUCAACAACCCAGGCCUCCCUUCGCUGGCCUCAUCGCUCAACCUCGAUCCCACCUUCAUGGGCGGCAGAGCUACACCUCAGCACUUCAUCAUGUCUGACGACAUGGACGACAUGGACGAGGGUAUCGUGCCUGGAACUCUGCAAUCUCCCAGUAUGAUGUCCCUGCGCCAACGCCACAUUGACCCACAGCUUGCCAUGGGAUCCCAGAGGGACCUAAAUCGCUCUGACUCCGACUCCUCCCUGUCCCUCUCCCAAGUUGGUGAUCGGCUGUCUGCCUACAGCUCCAAAGGCCACCUAAUCAAGCCCACCUCUCUUAUGCACGGCCUGUCCAGUCGUGCAGAUGAUUCCGUCUCGCUGCACGCUCACACCCCCAACGGAGGGAACCGCAUUCAUGAGGUCAGUCCCGCAGAGCCGGUCCCUGACAGCCCCAUACUCAUGAAGAAAGUGUACGCCAUGGAGAAGUCACCCAGCCUGGGAGAAAUCAACAGCCUGUCGGAGUCCUCCCGCUCCCUCAGCCCCAAUUCCACUGAACCCGACACACCGUCACCCACAGGAGGAGGGCAGCCAGGGGCCGUGGGGGCAAAGGGCAGCACCCGCAUCCCGCAGCUGUCCUCCAAGAAGAGCCCGCUGGAGGAGGACAGUGGCUCUACGGGAGAAGACACAGAUUCCACUGCCAGCCGCAAGAAACACACCUUCAAGAUCUUCAAGAAACAGAGGAAAUAAGGGCUACAUGAACUACAGGCUGUCAAAGCUGCUUGACUGUAUUCCUCUGGUCUGUUUUUGAAAAAGGUUUUCGGGGUUCAUUAAUGGCUAAAUGAUGGCACAAGUUGCUGCCAUGGCCGUUUUUGUAGGGACAACACCUACUCAGAGAAACUGGACUGUGGGAGCAACCAGCUGUUCAGUUUUAUCUGCUUGUUUGGUCAAUGUUGAAUAUGUGGGGAAUGGGUAGGUUUGUAUAUUGGAAUGUAAAGUAUUAUUUAUUCUGCAGGAAAUUGUGCCAGUCUCAAAGGGAAAUGUGUCUCCCGGUUGGUUUUUCUUUCUUGUUCUACAAUCUAUAACAUUUUGCAUGUCUUCACUUUUGUUUGACUGAUACCUGAAUGCUCUUAGUGUUUGCUUGGUUCUUGUCGUUAACCUGCUUAGACAACACUUGAUGUUUUUUUUAUGACUACCUAACCACCUAGCCUACAAAUCCAAAGUGAAUGCACACUUUUUUUCCCCACUGAGUACCAAGUUUUUUUGUCUUUUGUCGUCUUCUUUUUGGCAGAGCAAAUGACACAUUGAGAGGAUCCUCAAGCAGAAGAAUUGUACUAGAGGGGUUGGACUGCUAAAUUAGUGACACAGAUUUCACUUUUAGCUGCCAAAAAAAUGUGUUGUUUGAAGACAGCACAGCAAUAGUAGCUAUUUGGUGUGAUUUAGACUCUCUAGAAGUGAAAAUAUGGGUGAAAAAGGCUGCUAACUAUUUGCAACCCAAAUGGCAUCACCUUGUACGGACAAAUGGUUAAUUUCCCCACUAAAUUACACAAUGCAUUUAGACCUUUUGCUUUAUUUUUAGUGUUAAGGGUUGAGUGCAUGUGAGCAUGAGAGAGUGAGAGAGAAGUGCUUUGCUGAAAUGUCCAGCUUUUAAACGAUGCCAACAAGUGUUUGAAGAUCCUGGCUGAAGUAGGUAUCCUGUUACUAUUAGGCAGACGUGUCACCAAACACAUCAUUACCAAAAUGUUAAAAAUUAUAAAGAAACAGUCUGGAAAUACCUGCAACUGCGUGACAGUGAACAUUUUGUAUUAGAUUAAAAAAAUGAGCAUAUAUGAGUGUAUAUACCAUGAAAAACAUGUCCUUCACACACUCGAAGCACAUUUCUUUUCCCCACAGCUAUUACAAAAAAGGUGAACAGCUAUAUUUUGUCUUUGAAGAUUAUACUCCUAAUUAAUGGGAUGCUGGAUAAAUGAGAUCCAACAUUUUCCACUGAGAAUAAAUUUGAAGAACGAGGUGUGAGUUUAAGUUGAAUCUUAGCUCCUGCUGUUUUCAUGAUUAUUCCGGAGGCCAGGGGAAACUUCAUGGCAAUUAGUGAGGAGUGGGUGCUGGUAAGGGCUAUAGUUACAAGGCAAAAUCACUUGCUCUGUAUAAGGUAGAAAUUUUCAAGUCGUAACCACUUUGUAAUCCACCUUUUUUAUGAAAGACUUAGCUCAACAAGUUAUGUCAGCAGAAGACCAGUUUUCAAAGUGCCAACAUCUAUUUCUGUCAGAGGCCUUUGUAUUUGUUGUGUGUUUGGCCCCUUGAGCCCGUUUUACACAGAACAUAAAACCACAUGAUAUAUACAUAUACAGUCCGUAAUGUAUAUCCUGAGUUUAAAUACUGAAUGUUCAAGGGUAUCAUUGCUGUAACAGUAUCCGCAGUAAGGUAUGUUUACAUUUGGGACAGAUAAUUACUGUCCUCUGAUUACCACAACAAAGAACAUUGUGCCCAUUUUAAUACUGACAGCUUCAUGUGAGCACUGAACUAUGCAUCAGUAGUUGUAGGUUAUUACUAAAGUAGUGGGGACACUUAGGGCGUUCCUGACCAAUGAACAACCAAAAAGUGCUGCAAAAGACACAGUCGGCUUUCCCCAGCCCCAUAAUGUAACACGUGGUUUGGAUGUAUACGACAUGUUUAAAUAUUUUACUUUAGAGACCAGUGAAAAAAAAAUAUCAAUUUCCUACUGGUACUUUUUUAAAGUGUCAUUUGUACCUCUUUUGCACGACAAAGCUGUAAAUGAAUUAUGCCAUCAGAAUGUGUGCGAGUGUGUGUGUGUGUGUCCGUCGGCUCCCAGUAUAAUGCACUGCAAUGUUGAUGCAUGUCAACUACUGUAACAAAACCUAUAUUGGGUUUGAAGUGUGGGUCAGCUUACGCUCUUUACUCCCCACCCUGUGUUUUUUUUUCUCUUUAUUUUGGGCUUCUAUUUAUGAAUACACACAGUAUAUUUGUACAGAGAAAAUGAUAAUUUUGCAUCUUCUGUGAUAGUCUAAGACUUUUAUGGCACUCCUGCAUGAUAGCAAUAAACUAUUUUGAAUGAAA